This is a messenger RNA of Aethalodelphis obliquidens (Pacific white-sided dolphin), 3427 nucleotides long. It is a transcript of the gene KCNB2, whose product is annotated as potassium voltage-gated channel subfamily B member 2. NCBI's taxonomy places the organism in Eukaryota, Metazoa, Chordata, Mammalia, Artiodactyla, Delphinidae. Gene Ontology annotation, biological process: action potential; potassium ion transmembrane transport; protein homooligomerization. The record is from RefSeq and is a predicted model, not a curated record. Gene Ontology annotation, molecular function: protein binding; delayed rectifier potassium channel activity. Bases 411 to 3149 code for a protein of 912 amino acids. The transcript has 3 exons. Gene Ontology annotation, cellular component: neuronal cell body; voltage-gated potassium channel complex; membrane.
ACGUCAGGGUUGUAGCUGGGGAAGAGUUAUCUGCCGAUGUCUGUAUGGAGGCUGGAAAGACUGGAGGCGUAAUAAUGGACACCCGGCAGGUCCUUGGAAAUUUGGAGCGGAAGCUUUGGAACAGGUCAGGGUUGGGGCUAAAGGUCUGAGGAUCUGGGAGUCCUCUUCCUUUUCCUAGUGUUCGUACUUGAGAAGCCUGGAAAACAGCAAAGGGCCGGGAUAGGUCCUGGGCGGAGGGCGAUGGCGUCGGAAGGGCCAACAUCGAUACUAAACAUCCUGCCCAGUAUCUGGCACCUCGAAAAAACCACCCAGCACAAGGUGCAUCCGUGGAAAUGCCUGCCGCGCAGGGAUAUUGCUUGAGUUGACCUUCCCGCGGCCCAUUCUUUUGAGGACCCUUUGUUCAGUCCAAAAUGGCAGAGAAGGCGCCCCCUGGCUUAAACAGGAAGACAUCAAGGUCGACACUUUCUCUUCCACCGGAACCGGUGGACAUCAUUAGGAGCAAAACGUGCUCCCGUAGAGUGAAAAUCAACGUGGGGGGCCUCAACCACGAGGUCCUGUGGAGAACGUUGGACCGGCUGCCCAGGACCCGCCUGGGGAAGCUCCGGGACUGUAACACGCACGAGAGCCUCCUGGAGGUGUGCGAUGACUACAACCUGAACGAGAACGAGUAUUUCUUCGAUCGGCACCCUGGAGCCUUCACUUCCAUUUUAAAUUUCUACCGGACAGGGAAACUCCACAUGAUGGAAGAAAUGUGCGCUCUCUCUUUCGGCCAAGAGCUUGAUUACUGGGGGAUCGAUGAGAUCUACUUAGAAUCCUGUUGCCAAGCCAGGUAUCAUCAAAAGAAGGAGCAGAUGAACGAAGAGCUGCGGCGGGAGGCGGAGACCAUGCGCGAGCGGGAGGGCGAAGAGUUUGAUAACACGUGCUGCCCUGAAAAGAGGAAGAAACUGUGGGACCUGCUGGAGAAGCCCAACUCGUCCGUGGCUGCAAAGAUCUUGGCUAUCGUGUCCAUCUUGUUCAUCGUACUCUCCACCAUUGCGCUGUCUCUCAACACGCUACCAGAGCUGCAGGAGAUGGAUGAAUUUGGACAGCCCAAUGACAACCCCCAGUUAGCCCACGUGGAGGCCGUGUGUAUCGCCUGGUUUACCAUGGAGUACCUUUUACGGUUCCUGUCCUCACCAAAUAAAUGGAAGUUCUUUAAGGGCCCACUGAACGUUAUCGACUUGCUGGCCAUCUUGCCGUAUUACGUCACCAUUUUCCUCACGGAGUCCAACAAGAGCGUGCUGCAGUUCCAGAACGUGAGGCGCGUGGUCCAGAUCUUCCGAAUCAUGCGUAUCCUCAGGAUCCUGAAACUCGCCAGACACUCGACGGGCCUGCAGUCCCUGGGUUUCACCCUCAGGCGGAGUUACAAUGAACUGGGCUUGUUGAUACUGUUCUUGGCCAUGGGGAUAAUGAUAUUCUCCAGCCUGGUGUUUUUUGCCGAGAAGGACGAAGAUGCUACCAAGUUCACCAGCAUCCCGGCCUCAUUUUGGUGGGCCACCAUCACCAUGACCACCGUCGGCUACGGUGACAUCUACCCGAAAACAUUAUUAGGAAAGAUCGUGGGAGGCCUCUGCUGUAUUGCAGGCGUUCUGGUGAUUGCCCUUCCUAUCCCAAUCAUCGUGAACAACUUCUCUGAGUUUUACAAGGAGCAGAAACGCCAGGAGAAGGCCAUUAAAAGGAGAGAGGCUCUCGAGCGGGCCAAGAGGAAUGGAAGCAUCGUUUCUAUGAACUUAAAAGAUGCCUUUGCUCGCAGUAUGGAACUGAUAGACGUGGCUGUGGAGAAGACCGGAGAGUCGGCCAAUACGAAAGACUCCACGGGGGAUAACCGCCUCUCUCCAAGCCGGUGGAAGUGGGCCCGGAAGGCUCUGUCGGAGACAAGCUCCAACAAGUCUUACGAGAAUAAGUACCAGGAGGUCAGCCAAAAAGACUCCCACGAGCAGCUGAACAACACUUCUUCCUCCAGCCCACAGCAUCUGAGCGCCCAGAAACUGGAGAUGCUGUACAACGAGAUCACCAAGACGCAGCCUCACUCCCACCCGAAUCCCGAGCGCCAGCAGCAGCCCGAGAGGCCGUCUGCGUACGAAGAAGAGAUAGAGAUGGAGGAGGUGAUCUGCCCGCAGGAGCAGCUGGCCGUGGCGCAGGCCGAGGGCAUCGUGGACAUGAAGAGCACCUCCAGCAUCGACAGCUUCACGAGCUGCGCCACCGACUUCACGGAGACCGAGAGGUCGCCCCUGCCGCCGCCCUCCGCUUGCCACCUGCAGAUGAAGUUCCCACCCGACCUCGCCCGGAUAGAAGAGCACCAAAGAGCCAGGGCCCCCCCAUUCCUCACCCUAACCCGAGAGAAGAUGCCCGCGGCCAGGGACGCCAGCCCAGAAUACGCUCCAAUCGACGUAACUGUGAACCUCGACUCCAGUGGGUCCCAGGGUGGGCCCCACGGCCCCUCGCAGUCGGACAGUGCCGCCGAGAGCCCGAGGAGCUCGCUGAAAGGCAGCAACCCACUCAAGUCCGGAUCGCUCAAGGUGAACUUCAAGGACAACAGAGGCGGGGCCCCGCAGACCCCACCCAGCACGGCCAGGCCACUGCCGGUCACCGCGGCGGACUUCCCACUCACCGCCCCGCAGCUCAUCAGCACCAUCCUCUUAGAAGAAACCCCCUCCCAGGGAGACAGACCCUUGCUGGGCGCCGAGGUUCCGGCACAUUGUCAGGGACCCUCCAAAGGGCUGACGCCUCGGUUUCCCAAGCAGAAACUCUUUCCUUUCUCAUCCAGAGAGAGGAGGAGCUUCACGGAAAUAGACACGGGCGAAGACGAUGAUUUCUUAGAGCUCCAAGGGACCACGAGGCGGGACAAGCAGGCGGACUCCAACCCGAACUGCUUUGCAGAUAAGCCUAGUGACGGAAGAGACCCUUUACGAGAAGAGGCCUCUGUGGGCACUUCCUCUCCACAGGACACAAGUCACAACUGUAGGCAAGACAUUUACCAUGCUGUGGCGGAAGUUAAAAAGGACACCAGUCAAGAAGGGUGCAAGAUGGAAAACCACUUGUUUGCCCCAGAAAUUCAUUCCAACCCAGGAGACACAGGUUACUGUCCCACACGUGAAACCAGCAUGUGACUAGUUACAAAGGCAAUAAUAAAAACAAAAACAAACAAACAAAAAACUUGUUUCUUAAAAAUGCGGUUAAUAAUGCCUGUGAACUAAAAAGUGGGAAGCCCCUCUCCCCAAAACAGUGCAUAAAAUGUUAUUUUUGCAUGGCAUGAACAGUUUAGUUUAAGUACUGUUUAAAUAAAGCAUCAAGACUGCAUUUUGUAACAAACAAACAAAAAUGACUGAAGAACAGUGAACAAAUAAAGAGAGCUCUAUUACGAACCGGUAUUCUGCAAUGUCUGACA